This is a messenger RNA of Oncorhynchus kisutch (coho salmon), 4718 nucleotides long. Its product is annotated as solute carrier family 35 member E1. Bases 228 to 1373 code for a protein of 381 amino acids. Lineage: Eukaryota; Metazoa; Chordata; Actinopteri; Salmoniformes; Salmonidae. The record is from RefSeq and is a predicted model, not a curated record. The transcript has 6 exons.
AGAGACGGAAGAGGAAACGAGACACCCCACUCGCUGUUUCAAUGAAAGUCAACUAGACCAGACCAAGUUGCUAUUACAUCCGUGUCUAUGGGAGACACACCCAGUUAAGUAGACCGGAACUGACAUUUUUCCCCCCAAUGGUAAAUUGCCUGAGUGAACUGUCUUCAUUUAUCCACCAUCUUUGGUAGCUGCUCCACGUCUCACUGCCAGUGAAUCCGAACUGGAAGAUGGCUGCGGUGGAACGUCCCCCAGUCAAGGAAGGGGUCCGGAUAGCUUUACUCUGUUUCUGUUGGUACACUGUUAGUUCGGGAGGUAACGUCGUUAACAAAAUUAUUCUAAAUGGAUUCCCUUAUCCUGUCACCGUUUCGCUCUUUCAUAUACUCUCAAUCGUCGUCUUCCUUCCUACGUUGUUGAAGGCAUGGGGAGUCCCAAAAACAGAAGUACCAACUAUAUACUACAAAUGGUAUAUUCUCCCUUUAGCUUUUGGGAAAUACUUCGCUUCUGUGUCGGCCCACUUCAGUAUAUGGAAGGUACCGGUUUCCUACGCACACACUGUCAAAGCCACAAUGCCUAUAUGGGUUGUGUUGUUAUCAAGGAUUAUCAUGAAGGAGAAGCAAACCACAAAAGUGUACGUAUCUCUCAUCCCCAUCAUCGGAGGAGUGCUUCUGGCCACAAUGACAGAGCUGUCCUUUGAUGUAUCUGGGUUAGUCAGUGCCCUGGCCGCCACACUCUGCUUCUCUCUGCAAAACAUAUUUUCCAAAAAGGUGCUGCGGGACACGAGGAUCCACCACCUGAGACUUCUCAACAUACUGGGCUUCAAUGCUGUUUUCUUCAUGGUGCCUACGUGGGUUCUGGUGGACCUCUCCUCAUUCUUGGUUGAGGGGGAUUUUACAGGCAUGUCUGAAUGGACCGGCACCUUCCUUUUACUCCUCGUCAGCGGCUUCUGUAACUUUGCUCAGAACGUCAUUGCCUUCAGCGUCCUCAACUUGGUCAGCCCGCUGAGCUACGCUGUGGCAAACGCCACCAAGAGGAUCAUGGUCAUCAGCAUAUCGCUCCUGAUGCUGCGUAACCCAGUCAGCUCCACCAACAUCAUGGGCAUGAUGACGGCCAUUGUGGGCGUCUUCCUGUACAACAAGGCGAAAUAUGACGCCAAUAAGGAAGCUAAGAAGAAGCUGCUGCCUUCCUCCAAGCAGGACACAAUGUCCUUCGACAAUUUGGGACUGGACAAGACGCAGCCCAAUGGUUCAGUGCCUUUGUCCCAAGGCUCAGACAUUCAGUAUGGUCGAAGCAAAGUGCUGACCGACCACUUCCAGUACAGCCGGCAGGCCUACACGAUGAACUACGGCGCCUCCAACCACCAGUAUGUGGUUUAGGCUGGUGGAUGCCUACAUGGACAUGCUGUAUAAAGAAAGGAAGGCAAGUACUGUCGUAUUGGCGGGAGAGGAAAGUAUCAAUCGUGAGUUGGCCAGCAUUUUGUCCCAAAAAUGUUCUCCUAACAUAUUUUCUUCACCUCUGCGUGUUUUUUUAUUUGUUUUGAUAUGAACACUUAAAGAUAGUUCAGUCCAAAUCAAAGUUUUUUUCAGAUGUUUUCAAACCUUAAAAGUAAUCUGACAUCGAGAUAAGCCCACGUCAACUCUUGUAGCUCAAGCUGUAUGUCUCAAUCAUGAGUGAAUGAGAAAGAUUGGCACCAUCUAAUUUCAUCAUGUUUUGUGGUGUCAAUAUUUCCAGUUAAUUUGGGAUUGAGGGAUACCAUUGAAUCUACACAACAGAUGCCUUGGAACAUGGACUCAUCUGACAAAUGUUGAUUUUGGAGUGAAGUUAAAGAUGCAGUACAGGAUCUGAAGCACAUAUUAUACAAAUUGAAAACGUUUAUUUUUUUUGUAGGAUGUACCAUAUCAUACGAAAUGGGUGACGUAGUGCACAAUUUACGAGGACGCAUUUUGGCUCGUGAUCACUACUUUCAAAACGCCUGUCUGAAAUUUGCUUGCUGAGGAACGGAUGUUGCUGUAUUCUUUUUACUGUGGAAGCUUGCUAAUGUGGUAAUAAUUGUUACCGUAGCCACAAUGGCAUAGGUCCAAAUAAAUUGAACAGAACAUUUUCUCUAUAUCUAAGAACAUGAAAUGUUUUGAAUAAAUUACCAUGACUGUAAUGCUUUGAAUCAGGCUUGCACUCAGUUAUAUUGACCCCAGUUAUAGUGACAGUUAUCUGAUCUGGUAAAAGCUUUGUAAUAUGGGGUUACAAGGGUCAAGUAACUGAGAUGCACCUAGUUUUAUGUGGCAGACCUACUUGGAUCAGGUAUAAAAGUCAGUAGACUCCACAUGCUUUUGCCCGGUUUGUCUUUCUUCUUCCCAAUAUUCACACUUAAAAUUGUCUGAGAUUGAGGAAUAGUAAUUUAGCCUACAGGGAACGAGCUGUUUUUCAAAGCCGAUGUGGAGCACCUGAACUAGUUAACUGGUUAAGGUUUGCACAUUGUAAAAAGAAAAAGAUGUGACAGAGCGACUGUGACUAACUCUUGUGUGGAAGCUCUAUUCUAGUCUACAGCUGGAGAACGGAUGGUAAUAAUGUUGUUAACCCCAUUAACUUAAAUGUUAUACUUGUUGAAUAUAAAAUUCAUAUUCUUCUAGUCUACAUUUUUCAUUUGAGUUUGCUUGUUUCAAUUUGUUGCAGAACAUUCCAGCAUUGUAAGUGGACAAUUUCUUUGCUGUUUCCUAACUGCAGGGAUGUUCGCUCUGACUGUAUUUAUUAUUAUUAUUUAUUAUUAUUAUUUACCUUUAUUUAACCAGGUAGGCAAGUUGAGAACAAGUUCUCAUUUACAAUUGCGACCUGGCCAAGAUAAAGCAAAGCAGUUCGACAGAUAAAACGACACAGAGUUACACAUGGAGUAAAAACAAACAUACAGUCAAUAAUGCAGUAUAAACAAGUCUAUAUACAAUGUGAGCAAAUGAGGUGAGAAGGGAGGUAAAGGCAAAAAAGGCCAUGAUGGCAAAGUAAAUACAAUAUAGCAAGUAAAAUACUGGAAUGGUAGUUUUGCAAUGGAAGAAUGUGCAAAGUAGAAAUAAAAAAUAAUGGGGUGCAAAGGAGCAAAAUAAAUAAAUAAAUAAAAAUUAAAUACAGUUGGGAAAGAGGUAGUUGUUUGGGCUAAAUUAUAGGUGGGCUAUGUACAGGUGCAGUAAUCUGUGAGCUGCUCUGACAGUUGGUGCUUAAAGCUAGUGAGGGAGAUAAGUGUUUCCAGUUUCAGAGAUUUUUGUAGUUCGUCCAAGUCAUUGGCAGCAGAGAACUGGAAGGAGAGGCGGCCAAAGAAAGAAUUGGUUUUGGGGGUGACUAGAGAGAUAUACCUGCUGGAGCGUGUGCUACAGGUGGGAGAUGCUAUGGUGACCAGCGAGCUGAGAUAAGGGGGGACUUUACCUAGCAGGGUCUUGCAGGGUAUUGCAUGUCUAGUGACUCUAUUGUAUAUUGGGCAGCAACAAACUACUAUUUUGGGCAGCAACACAUUUUUGCUGUUUACCAUCAAUACAAAUAAUAGUAUUUAUUUGGAUAUCUUCUCCUAUGGUAUGUACUGAAUAGCACAGUUCUGGUUGGCUGCACAGAGAUGAACCAGGUGGAUUUACACAUUUGUAGAACUGUGUAUGUAUGAGCUUGUGUGGAAUUCUCAGGUAGUUCCAAGCUUAUUUCAUAUUCCAUUUAGUGAAGCUCCCGUAUCAUUUGGUUCAGUAGGUUUGGUCUGGUUACGUAAUGAAAUUCAUACUGGCGUGGUGAUUAGGCUAUUGAGAUUUUAGUACAUGUGACUCACUUAUGCCUGUUAUCUGCAUGUCCUCAUGAAUUAGAGUUUUGAAUUUACCUGUCUACUGGAUAGUGUUACAAAGUAAACAAUCAUUUGUAGAAAUCCAAUGACAGUGGAUAACUUCAAUAUUAGGGUUUGAUUUCACCUUGGCUUAUAAAGUAUGGAAGAUCAAAUGUUGGAGCAAUGAUUGGAUUCUACUAAAUCUCAUUUGUCACCUUUUAACAUGUAAAAUUUGAGCCCAUUGUAUUAUUUUGCGACCUAUUUUUAUUAUUUUAUUACUGUGCUGACAUUCUGUUAAACUGUCUCAAGCUUUCCUCUUAAAUCUAUGGUUGAGUUUGUCACGUCCUGAUGCGAGAUGCCAAAUGAAAGAAGCUACGUGGCUCAAGUCAAUAUUUAUUGGUCGCUUACACACUUAUCGCAGGUGCAGGGAAAUGCUUAUGUUUCUGUCUCCAACAAUGCAGCAAUAUCUAGCAAUACAAUAACAAAACACACAUACACCCCCGAAGGAUUUUGACUCCUCUUAAAAGGCUUGUGUGAUGCAGUAGCACGGAAUGAUGGAAUCUGAUGUAUAUGUUUAAUGUAAAGCCUAAUAUUUGACUGUACAGUAGGCUAAAUAACAUUUUGAACAUGCGAUUUAGAGAAACUAUUUUCAUUAAAUCUGGGAUGGCAUUUUAAGGUUAUGACUGUAUUUACUGGAAUGUACAUUUGACUGUGUGGGGGUUUGCUUUGUAAAAGUUGUAUAAAUGACAUUUUUCCUGUUUUAAAGGAUCUUGAAAAACAGAUUUUUUUUUACUGAACCAAUGUUUAUAGAUUUUUAUUUAUGGUGUCUAGGUACAGAAAGUGUACAUAAGUGCAACCAUGCACAGUCUUGUCUGCUUACGUUUUUAGAUGUAUAAAUAAAUGCAUUGUGAAAUGAAUAAAUGCAUUGUGAAAUGAA